Messenger RNA from Lobosporangium transversale, 667 nucleotides. Its product is annotated as histone H3. Gene Ontology annotation, cellular component: nucleosome. Lineage: Eukaryota; Fungi; Mortierellomycota; Mortierellomycetes; Mortierellales; Mortierellaceae. Gene Ontology annotation, molecular function: structural constituent of chromatin; DNA binding; protein heterodimerization activity. The coding region runs from base 52 to 468 and encodes 138 amino acids. The record is from RefSeq and is a predicted model, not a curated record. The transcript has 3 exons.
CAACUUUACUUUUUGUUACUUUUUCACCUUUCAUCAUAUUUCAACAACGCUAUGCCUCGAGCAAGUAACAGCAACUUCCCUGCUCAAAGGCCCAGUAGUUCAGCACCCAGGGCACAGCCAGGAGACCCUAUUGCGCCGAAAAAGGCUAAUCGUUAUAAGCCAGGCGUGAAGGCGCUUAAGGAGAUUCGUCAAUAUCAGGCAAGCACGAGUCUUUUACUUCGAAAACUACCAUUUGCACGAGUGGUGCGAGAGAUUGCAAAUGAUAUUGUUUCAUUACACAGACCUGCGGGUACUGACCCUGUUGGGCUCAAAUGGAAAUCUGCAGCAAUAUUGGCAUUACAAGAAGCCACUGAAGCAUUUCUAGUCCAUCUAUUUGAGGAUGCUAACUUAUGUGCCAUACACGCAAAACGCGUCACCGUGAUGCAAAGGGAUAUACAAUUAGCAAGAAGAAUCCGAGGUACUAUCUAGUUAAUGAACUAGUCAAAACAGAAAAAAAAGAAAGAAAGAAAGAAAGAAAGAAAGAAAGAAAAGGGGAAGAUGCGAAGCCACAAUCUUUUUUACCCUAUGGCUCUAUUUAUCUUCAUCUGUCAAUGUCUCUUGUAGAUAUUAUCCCAACCCUGGAAUCAAUAUGGAUUGGACCAACAUUACCUUCUUUACUUAAUCAUAC